This is a messenger RNA of Aegilops tauschii subsp. strangulata, 4038 nucleotides long. Its product is annotated as G-type lectin S-receptor-like serine/threonine-protein kinase At2g19130. Gene Ontology annotation, biological process: protein phosphorylation; recognition of pollen. Gene Ontology annotation, molecular function: protein serine/threonine kinase activity; ATP binding. The record is from RefSeq and is a predicted model, not a curated record. NCBI's taxonomy places the organism in Eukaryota, Viridiplantae, Streptophyta, Magnoliopsida, Poales, Poaceae.
UUAUUUUUUUAUUUCUCUAUUUACUUACAUUUUUCCUUAUUAUUUUUCAUCUUUUCCUUGUGUUACUCUACCACAUGAAUAUUAUUUGAUGAGCAAAAAAGACUAGCUAGGCAUUAUUGGGUUGAGCAGCCUUUACCUCAUCAAACAACACUUUGAGCUUUCUUCGGGAUUUGGCACAAAGGCUUGUUUUGAGAAACAUUAACAACUAAAAAAAUGUGAACACCUUUUUAAAAAUACAUGAACAUUUUUUACAUAUAAUAAUAUAAAAAAUAUAUUCAUGAACAUGUUGUCUUGGUAUAUGCAAACAUUUUUUAAACAUGAGCAUCUCUUUGAGAAGUAAUGAGAAAAAUUGUUUCAAAUACAAAAGUAAUUUCUAAAUUACAUGAACAUUUAUUUUCAUAUGCGUGCACAUUUUUUAUUGCAACGAAUGAACACUUCAUUUCCACAUACAUGACCAUUUUAAAGAAAAAUACAUUCAAAAAAUAAAAUCACAUUAACAUGUUUUAUUUCCCUGGAUAUUGUAUUUUUGCAACAAGUGAACAUUUUUUCACUUACUAUUUUUAAACUGGAUAUAUAAAACUAGUGAAUACAUAUAAAACUGUCCUUAGAGAUGUGGACAGCCAUCCAAGAAUUGUGUAUGAGGUGCGCAACCUGCAGGCUAUAUCAAGCGUCAAAAUAAAUGAUGACUUCGAGGAAUAGUUGGUAAGCUUUGCUCACCAGCUAGCCAGUCAAACCUAACGCAAGAGCAGUUGGACACUUGGAGUGCUCACAAAUGUAUCUGCACCAAAAGUAUACAGCCAAAAUUGCUUAAUUUACGUCCAUUGUGGCAAUCAGCAGGCCGGCAAGUAUUGUUGUUUGUUUGUCUGACAAAGACAAGAAUGGAUAUUUUUUGGUUGUAGACAUACCUCACCUCACAUGCAUUCUGGCAUUCUACAAACAUGGCUAAAUUAAGACUGUUUCAGGUUGGUCAAGAGUAUAGCACCCAGACCACAUCGUUGCCGUGAUGUGGAUGUUGUGCACUUCAUCGCUAAAUUAGACCUGAAGAAGAUCUUCAAUCACAGCAUACUGACAUUUUUUGCUCCGCUAUCAAGGAAAAUAGCUGCGACAUGUAUCCAUCCCACGCCUUAGAUCUGGUGAAGAAAGACUAGACGUGAGGCAGGCGGAGUGUCAAACUUUUCGACGAAACUGCCAAUCCAAUAGUUGUGCAGUUCCUCACUAAAUUAAGCCUGAAUCUCACAUCUUCACAGGGACGUUUUUCACCCCAUUGGUUUGGCGGUUGUGCUUGACUACUAGUUCACCACGCUUAAUUAUUUCUUGCCAUGGCGGCCGAGCGGAGCACCCACCCUACUACACAACAGUUGCGGUCUCUCCAACUGCAAGCUACCCCUCUCCCUCUCCCUUGGUUCACCAUGCCUCUCCUCCUCUUUGUGUUCACUGUCUUCACCUUACACGCCGCCGCCCCUGCAAAUUCUGCCACGACGGACACCAUCUCCGCCGCCCAACCACUCGCCGGCGGCGAGAAGCUCGUCUCCGGGAAUGGCAGGUACGCUCUUGGCUUCUUCGAGACCGGCAGCGACUCCAACUGGUACAUGGGCAUAUGGUUCAACACAGUCCCCAAGCUUACUCCAGCGUGGGUCGCAAAUAGGGACGACCCGAUCAAGAACAUCACCUCGCUGGAGCUCACGAUCUCCGGGGAUGGCAACCUUGUCAUCCUGAACCGGUCCAGCAGCUCCAUAAUAUGGUCUUCUCAAGCAAGAGCCACAGCCACCGACACCAUUGCUGUCCUCCUGAACACUGGGAAUCUCGUCCUGCAGAACAGCUCUUCAAACCCAUCAGAUGUUUUCUGGCAGAGCUUUGACUACCCCACGGACACAUUUUUGCCCGGGGCGAAGCUUGGGUAUGACAAGGUCACCGGCCUCAAUCGCCGCCUUGUUUCUUGGAAGAACUUGAUCGACCCAGCCACUGGAGCAUACCAUGAGGAGUUAGACCCCAGCGGCCUCGACCAGUUCCUCCUGACACCGCUCAACUCUUCCACACCGUAUUGGUACAGCGGUGUCUGGAACGGCCAAUACUUCGCCUUGAUGCCAGAGAUGUCAAACGGCUAUUUUAUGAAUUUUACAUUUGUCGACAACGAUCAAGAGAAGUACUUCAUGUAUACCUUGCAUGAUGAAACCACGGUCAUCCGUAAUUAUGUGGAUGUCUCAGGUCAGGCAAAGACCAAUAUGUGGCAAGAAAGCUCACAGAAUUGGGUGCCGAUGUUUGCCCAGCCCAAAGCUCAGUGUGAUGUCUAUGCAGUCUGUGGACCUUCCACCAUUUGCGAUGACAACACGCUGCCAUCUUGUAACUGUAUGAAGGGCUUCGCCGUGAGAUCGCCCAAGGAUUGGAAACUAUAUGAUCUAACCAGUGGGUGCUUGAGAAAUACUCCAUUAGACUGCAGCAACAGAAGCACAAUUUCGACAGAUAGGUUCUACCCCAUGCCAUGUGUUAGAUUGCCCCAAAAUGAUGAUCAUAGCAAGCCAGCUGCUGCUAGUUCUGGUGAGUGUGCACAGAUCUGCCUGGGUGACUGUUCUUGCACUGCAUACUCCUUUGUGAAGGGCGAAUGCUCUGCUUGGCACGGCGAAUUACUUGACUGGAGACAGCAUCAGUGCAGUGACAGUUCAAGCACAAAUGGAGAAACUCUUUACCUUCGCCUUGCUGCCAAAGAAUUUCCCAGUCAGCAGGCUAGCAGAAGAGGAAAAACCAAUGUUAUACUCGUCAUCAGUGCAACUGUUGCUUCGUUAGGCUUGUUAGCAGCACUGGUGCUACUAAUCAUUAUUUGGAGGAACAGAACAAAGUUAUCUGGUGGCACACUGAAAAUUGCUAAAGGUGUCAAUGGUAUCAUCGCGUUCCGGUAUGCUGAUUUGCAACGCGCAACUAAAAGUUUCUCUGAGAAGCUCGGAGGAGGCAGCUUUGGUAGUGUGUUCAAGGGGUCUCUGGGUGACUCGACAACCAUAGCGGUGAAAAGGCUUGACCAUGCUAACCAAGGAGAGAAGCAAUUCAGGGCGGAGGUGAGCUCCAUCGGGAUCAUUCACCAUAUCAAUUUAGUCAGGUUAAUUGGCUUUUGCUGCGAGGGUGGUAGGAGAUUGCUUGUCUAUGAGCACAUGCCAAAUCGUUCUCUCGAUCUCCAUUUAUUCCAGAGCAAUGCCACAAUGCCAUGGCAUGCCAGGUACCAAAUCGCCCUCGGAGUUGCUAGAGGAUUGGCCUACUUGCACGACAGCUGCCAAGACUGCAUCAUACACUGUGACAUCAAACCAGAAAACAUCCUCCUUGACGCUUCGUUCGCUCCGAAGAUCGCCGACUUUGGGAUGGCCAAGCUUCUGGGAAGGGAUUUCAGCCGGGUGCUGACCACGGUGAGAGGGACUGCGGGGUACCUCGCGCCUGAAUGGAUCAGCGGCGUUGCGGUCACAACAAAAAUCGAUGUUUACAGCUAUGGGAUGGUGCUGCUGGAGAUCAUAUCUGGGAGGAGAAAUUCUUGGGCACCAUGUUCUUGCGGCGGUGACCAUGGUGUUUAUUUCCCUGUUAACGUUGCCCAGAAGCUUCUCGAAGGCAGUGACAUCGGGAGCUUGGUGGAUCACAUGUUACAUGGCGAUGUCAAUCUGGAUGAGGCUGCAACGGCUUGCAAGGUCGCGUGCUGGUGCAUCCAAGAUGAUGAGUUUGAUCGGCCGACGAUGGGAGAAGUAGUUCAGAUUCUCGAGGGGCUGUCUGAGAUCAGUGUGCCCCCGAUGCCCAGGGUGCUUCAAGCUAUGAGCGGCAGGGGAAGUUCGCAUUCGACAUGCUCCUAAUAAAUAUGUUAACUUUUAAGGGAGUAUUUCUAUUCUGGAAUCCAUGGAAUUACUUGUAAUUUACAUGUGUCAGAAAUGAAGUUGCUAUUUGUUAAAAAUAUAUUUAUAUACUUGAAAGAUAGACCGUUUGUGUGAGUAGUACAAGUGUAUCGAUUUGAUCGAUAAAACAACUAUAUGUGGCAUUGGGAGAGAAUACAUAGUGUUCCCGUAGCUUGGA